CUGGUGUGGUGUUCCUAUGGCUGCAGUUCUGGUUGAGCUCGAGAAGUCCUUAACGCCGGAUGAAAACUCUGAGUUCCGGGGUCCCUGUCUCGGCUCCUGCUUCGUUCCGGUGCUGGAACCGGAGGUCAGUCUGUUGGUUUCGUUCUACCCUGGGCAUAUUGUUGUCUCAUCGACGGCGGCAGAGACUGUGGCGUCGUUCCGCACGCUGAAUAGAAUUGUAGCGUUUAACACGGUCCUCCCGGCAGGUCUGCAGACGCACUGGUUGGUUGUUCUCACGGAGAUCAACGAGUUGUACGUGUUGUCGCUGAGCGGCGGCAGCGGCGGCAGCGGAAAGACACUGGACCUCAUUGUGGUCCAGCAUUUCAAGCUUACAGACUCUCUCCUGCGGAACAAGGUGGCUGUUGACGACGCGGCCAGGAAGAAGGUGGUCGUGGCGCAGAAGUGUUUCAUCAGGGUGGACGAAACGGGCCGGUUCAUAGUCGUCCAUUCCUGCCGCCGGUUUGUGGUGGUGCUCGAGCUCAAGCCGUCGAAGAAGGAGCUGUUCCGCCUGGCGUCCAUUAACAAGAUCCCGCCGCACGUGCGGAAGAACCCCGAGUUGGCGGCGAUCGGCAAGUACAAGGUUUUCGGCACCCCGGAGGUGUAUGCGGUGGACGACGACAUGAUCAUUGACGUGGAGGUGCUGCACAGCAGGGACGCAAACGAUGACCCGGUGUGGUCGCUGGUGCUUCUAUUGCGAAAUAAGAGGUUGGACUACGAGUUGAGCUUUUACAAACUGUCCACGCGUCAGGGUGGCGGUUUGGAGUUGCAGACCCGACUUCCGGCCGGCGACACGUACCCGAACCUGAUUAUACCGAUGAACAAGUUCGUGAUGCUCAUCUACGACACAUACCACAUGAUUUACGGUUGUUCAGAUAUGUCCAUGGUCAAGGACUUCCAACCAGCAGUUGACGGAACCUCCGCUGUCGAACUUGACGGGGACCGAAGGUGCUUGAAACAAGACUUGUUUGUCGACAGCGGAAGGAACAGUUUCUUUAAGUCCUACGCUUUGCUGGACGACAAAACCAUCAUGCUGGUGACUGCUUCUUUGGAGUACUAUGUGGUCGAACUAGACUACGAGUACAUCCCUUAUGACACUUCUUCUUUGAGAACAAGAAGCAAGGUACUCAUCGAAGACAGCGGUAUGCAGAACACGCUCAUCUUUAGGAAAUGGGAUAUCAAAGAGGUCCAUGAUUUCAGCAGUCCUUUCCAGCCAGACGAGAUUUUCUUCUUCCCCGAGAAAGACUCGUUUCUGAUUGUCAGUAAACAUGGACAGAUAGCGUCUUUUUCACCUGGAGAUAUCAGCUCCCUGCCAACGAAAAUGCAACAUAGUUUGAGCUUGCCCAUCACAGAUUUGAAAAUAGACAACGACUCAAAUGUAAGUUUUACCAGUGGUGAUUUGCAACUGGCACGUUUUAAAUCUCCUCAUUUGGAGCUUUCUUCGGCGAAUGAAGUAAUGAAGGAUCAUAUCGUGAUAGAUCCCUUCACUAUUAUCUUAACCGAAGCAAUAGUGCAUGACAUGAGCUCCUCAUCGAGCCAUGAGACCAUAGAGAGACUCAAUGUCUACCGCCCUGAUGGCAGCUGCAUUGCAACCUAUGACAUGGAGGAAAAUGUCUCAGUAACAUGCAUGGUUCCACUGAACAAUGUUAAAACAUUUAAGUCCGACGACAACGAUUUUCACAGAAACGACAUUUUGGAGGUGGAAAGAUCUCUUGAAAAGUCAUUCCUUGUGCUCACUACGAGUGCUAAUGACUAUGAUUAUGAAAGUGACGACGAGUUUUUCCAGAGAAGAAGGACAGAGAUUUUAUUGAUGGUUAUUAACGCAGAAAAUGAUGAGUUGGAGUUGAAGACCAUUUCAGUCUUGAAAGCCAAAGUCGAUUGCGCAGAGCAAACCAAUAAAAUGGUAUUUACGUUGUGGGGGGUGGGCUGCAGCUUCAGACUCGGUCUACAGGUCUACAAGGACGAGGAGGAGGAAAGCAAGAAGUCGUCCUUGCAGGUGAAGAUAAUCAAGAUAGGUGAGAAGCUGAAUUUGCCCAUCAACACCGUUUCAAUGGUAAGGGAUUUGAAGAAGGGUUUGAAGUUGCUGGUCGAUCCGUUCUUCGGCGUGUAUUUGGCUAAACUUGAUAUUGACGACAAGUUAUUGAGCAUGCACGAGGUUUUCGAGUGGAACAUGAUUUCUGCUCUUGACGUGUACUCGGAAGAUAUGUUUGUUGCGGGCGAUCUUUUGGGCAACAUUUUCCUCCUCAACAUGGACUAUACGGGGAAGGAUAUUCCGAGCUGCGUGCUAUUCACGAGUUUUAAUUGCACACAUGGCGCAAUCGGGUGCAUAAGCUGCUAUCCUGAAUACGCAAAGCAGAGAAAAGACUCGCUGCUCAAAGUUUGUUCCGCUGGGACCUCUGACGGGGCCAUAGUCAGUAUCCAUGUCUGUGGAGAUACUCGGGAUACUGAGUUUGUGAAGGCUUUGAAAGCACAGAACACACGCAUUUUAAAGAAGAGUGGCAUCUACUUUGAGCAGGUUUCUCGGAACCUUGUUGUGCCGAAAGUGGACCUCCGAGCGGUUGAUCCUGUUGAGGCAUACCUGGAGUGCGAGCCGCUUAUGGAGGACCGGUUUAUCAAGGUGUCGCUGGCCUCCAACAACGAGCUGGAUGAGGCAAGGGGGGUGCCUGUUGUGUUUCUCUAGACAUUAGACUGUAGAAAAACUUUGUACCUUUAUCACCGAAAACAAAAAGUAAUAAUGGACGAGACCGGAG
Molecule: messenger RNA, 2786 nt
Organism: Pichia membranifaciens NRRL Y-2026
Lineage: Eukaryota; Fungi; Ascomycota; Pichiomycetes; Pichiales; Pichiaceae
Exons: 1
Coding region: 17-2716 (899 amino acids)
Molecular function (GO): protein binding
Source: RefSeq, a predicted model, not a curated record